Saccharomyces eubayanus is the source of this 1305-nucleotide messenger RNA. RefSeq names its product Paf1p (gene PAF1). Bases 1 to 1305 code for a protein of 434 amino acids. Gene Ontology annotation, cellular component: Cdc73/Paf1 complex. Gene Ontology annotation, molecular function: RNA polymerase II complex binding; chromatin binding. Lineage: Eukaryota; Fungi; Ascomycota; Saccharomycetes; Saccharomycetales; Saccharomycetaceae. The record is from RefSeq and is a predicted model, not a curated record. Gene Ontology annotation, biological process: transcription elongation by RNA polymerase II. The transcript has a single exon.
AUGUCCAAAAAACAAGAAUACAUUGCGCCAAUAAAAUAUCAAAAUAGUUUGCCCGUACCACAGUUACCUCCCAAACUUCUCGCCUAUCCAGAAGCUCCGGAAACAAACCCAGAUUCGUCCCAGUUGAUCAAUUCGCUAUAUGUCAAGACGAACAUCUCUAAUCUCAUUCAACAAGAUGAAGAUUUAGGUAUGCCUGUUGAUUUGAUGAAAUUUCCGGGCCUAUUGAACAAAUUAGAUUCUAAAUUGCUUUAUGGAUUCGAUAAUGUUAAAUUGGACAAAGACGAUCGAAUUUUACUAAGGGACCCUAGAAUAGACAGACUAACUAAGACCGACAUGUCCAAGGUCACUUUCUUAAGACGUACUGAAUAUGUCUCCAACACAAUUGCUGCCCAAGAUUCCACGUCUUUGAAAAGGAAGAGGCGUUUGGACAAUGAAGGCUCGGAUGAUGAAAAUCUUGACGUCAAUCAUAUAGUUAGUAGAGUAGAGGGAACCUUUAACAACACAGAUACAUGGAAACAUCCAGUAAAGAAAGGCGUUAAGAUGGUUAAGAAAUGGGACUUAUUGCCUGAUACGGCGUCAAUGGACCAAAACUAUUUCAUCAUGAAAUUCAUGGGUAGCGCUUCAUUAGAUACUAAAGAAAAGAAAGCUUUGAAUACAGGCAUAUUUAGGCCUUUGGAAUUGGAGGAAGAUGAAUGGAUUUCCAUGUAUGCCACUGAUCAUAAAGAUUCCGCUAUUCUAGAAACUGAACUGGAAAAGGGUAUGGAUGAAAUGGACGAUGACUCUCAUGAAGGCAAGAUCUACAAAUUCAAAAGAAUAAGGGACUAUGAUAUGAAACAAGUGGCCGAAAAGCCAAUGACUGAGCUAGCCAUACGUCUGAACGACAAAGAUGGCGUAGCUUAUUACAAACCUUUACGUUCAAAGAUUGAAUUAAGGCGUAGAAGAGUUAAUGACAUUAUUAAGCCAUUAGUAAAGGAGCACGAUAUAGACCAAUUGAAUAUCACUCUAAGAAACCCUAGCACUAAAGAAGCUAAUGUAAGGKACAAGCUAAGAAUGAAAUUUGAUCCUAUAAAUUUCGCUACCGUGGACGAAGAAGGCGAUGAAGAGGAGGAACAACAGGAAGAAGAUACUAAGGGUGAAUCAGCUGAAGACCUCAAAGAGGAGCCCAAAGAAGAAACGGAGGGUAAGCAAAACGAAGAAAGCAAACAAAGCGAAGAGCCAGUGGUUGAUGAACCUGAAACUCUAAAUAAUGCCGGUACAAAACAAACGCCAGAAAUACAAGACGAAGGCAUUCCACAAGAAGAGUAA